AUGAAUAUCGGUGACGACACAACGACUAAUCACAUCGCCGAGAGAUGGGCAAGUUUAUCUUUGGAUAAGACUACAAACCCCUUUUUCUUAGUCGGGGAAAUCAAAAGACUCAUCCAGGAAUCAAUCGACGAAGGAUUUAUUGAGAAGAAGGACGACGCUCGUGUCUACAUCAAAAGAAUUAUCAAACCAGGUGAGACAAUUAGACCAGAAAUAUGCGUGGAAUGUUUCGUCGACGAUAUCCUAAAUAGAAUCCUAGCAUACGCAGAGUUUUGUAUAUCUGCAAAUGAGGUUACUUGGCGCAAAGGACCGAACGCCAAUAAGCCGAAAAAGCAAGUGACGUGCUUCACUUGCCAUGAGGUUGGACAUUUUGCAAACAAGUGCUAUAAGAAUAAAACCAGAGAUCUAAAGGGUAGAAGAGCCCCAAGGAAGCACCCAAGGCAAAUUGUUGAUAGAAAAGGCUAUAAAGAAGUUUAUUGA
Messenger RNA from Lachancea mirantina, 477 nucleotides. The record is from the annotation of a GenBank genome assembly. NCBI's taxonomy places the organism in Eukaryota, Fungi, Ascomycota, Saccharomycetes, Saccharomycetales, Saccharomycetaceae.